Molecule: messenger RNA, 786 nt
Organism: Lacerta agilis (Sand lizard)
Lineage: Eukaryota; Metazoa; Chordata; Lepidosauria; Squamata; Lacertidae
Product: apoptosis-associated speck-like protein containing a CARD
Exons: 2
Coding region: 20-646 (208 amino acids)
Biological process (GO): signal transduction; regulation of inflammatory response
Cellular component (GO): cytoplasm
Molecular function (GO): protein binding
Source: RefSeq, a predicted model, not a curated record
CUGGGCACCCGCUCCUUCCAUGGCGGCUGAGAGAGAGCAGUUGCUGCAGAUCCUCGAGGAUCUGACAGCCGAAGAGUUCCGCAAAUUCGUUUUCCACCUGGAAUCCAUCCCGGACCGAUCUGUCCGAAUCCCUCGAGGGAAGCUGGAGAAAGUCUCGCCGGUUGAGCUAGCCGAGCUGCUUGCGCGGUAUUUUCCCGGGAAGGAAUUAGAAGUCGCCGCCCACGCGCUGGAAAAGAUACCCAGGAGGGAUAUUCUGCGGGACCUCCUACGCGACGUAGCAGUGGGCGAUCGCCCGAGCGGAAGGGAGACCCCUGCGAUGGAAGCCUCGGUUGGCCUCGUGGAAGCAGCUCCAGCGCAAUCCAGUCAGGUGGUCUCGCAGCAGCAGCUGAUGAAGCUGGCCAGGAAGUUGGGCAGGAAAUGGAAGACGAUUGCCAUCGAGUUCCUGGGGGUGGAAAAUUCGCGCUUGGAGCAGAUCGAAGAGGAGAAUCACAAGGACGUGGUCAUGCAAGCUUUCUACAUGCUUUGGGAAUGGAGGAACCGUGAGGGAGGGAGGGCCACUGCAGCCAAUUUAUACCUUAUUCUCAACCAGGAUGGAGUGAAUCUUGACCAUGAUGCAUAUGCGUUCCUAAGAGAGAGAGUGCCUUGAAAGAGUUCUGGAAAGGCAGAAGGCCACCCAUCAGUCUUCUCCAGGAACUCAGGCUCUCCAGAUACCUUUCCCAAUGCAAGUGAACACAGAUUAUAAUGAUUUAUGUUGACCGAUGUUUACACUCAUAUGACUGAGCUUUG